This is a messenger RNA of Phodopus roborovskii (desert hamster), 977 nucleotides long. It is a transcript of the gene Tmem253, whose product is annotated as transmembrane protein 253. NCBI's taxonomy places the organism in Eukaryota, Metazoa, Chordata, Mammalia, Rodentia, Cricetidae. The record is from RefSeq and is a predicted model, not a curated record. The transcript is spliced from 6 exons.
UGAAUUUUUCCAAUCUAGGAAGCACCACUCUUAUAGUCAAGGGAACCAUGGAUCAUACUGCUGACCUGCCAAGGCAGGAGAGACCCAGCCUCCGUCUGGAAAAGCUACAGCACUGGGCAAGACACAGGCAAAGUGGACACCUAUUGGUGGUGGCGGUGAGCCAGCUAUGGCUGGCGACAGCCAUGGUGCCCUUUACUAUCUCCGUUGCAUGCUUGAGCUCUGCUUGUCAUAUGGCCACGGCACUACCACUCUGGCCUGGAGCCUCGGGUUUCCUCACUGGGAUUAUCACCCUUGAGCUUCGGAGAGCACCUUGUAUCUGGAAGGUGCGGGCCAUGAUGAUAUCCAACACCUUCAACCUGAUCUUGGGCUUCAUCGUGCUGGUGAUCGAGGUGAUGAAGACAGCAUUGGGAUCUGCCCGUAUUGCCCCCUCCCAGGUACUGCUGGGGGAGAACGGUACAGGGAAGAAAGGGCAGGAGAAAGUAGGGACUGUACCUCCCAAAGCAUCCUCACCCUGAUACCUGCAGUUGACAGGGUUACUGGUGCUAGAGCUCAGUGCUGAGGCCUUCACCCUAGGAGGAGUGCUGGUCUCAACAUAUGCCUUAUUCUUGCUGAGCCAGAGGAAGCCAGGAUGCUUCACAAGAUCAAGUCUGCACUACCAGGAGCUACAAGAGGGUCUCUCGGAGGUGGAGGAGGUUUCUGGUUUGGAGAAUGGUCCCGUGGUGGCUAGCACAGGAAACAACAGAUGACUUCACAUCUGCCUCAUCUCACUGUUUCCGUCUGUUCACCUUUUCACAAUCCCAUCCAUUCCGAGCCCGGCUGCUGCACCCGCCAACCCAGAAUCCGCGUCGGUUGUGCUCCAGGUCUCCCUUGGAUCCGGGUCCUGCCUAAUACAACGGAGACUACAAAUCCCAGGAUGCCCCGCCACCCCGUGACCUACUGGAAAAUAAAGAGCCUUCCCUCGGCGGCGGGGGCGCUGU